Messenger RNA from Tripterygium wilfordii, 1343 nucleotides. RefSeq names its product NAP1-related protein 2-like. The transcript has 10 exons. Gene Ontology annotation, cellular component: nucleus; chromatin. Bases 202 to 987 code for a protein of 261 amino acids. The record is from RefSeq and is a predicted model, not a curated record. Gene Ontology annotation, molecular function: chromatin binding; histone binding. Gene Ontology annotation, biological process: nucleosome assembly. Lineage: Eukaryota; Viridiplantae; Streptophyta; Magnoliopsida; Celastrales; Celastraceae.
GGACGGGAACGGAAUUGAAGCCGACUAAACGGGAGUUCAACCCCUAACUUCCAAAACCCUAACCUUUUUAGUUCUCCCGCCCCUCACUCUCCUUGCCAUACGGAGGAAAAGGCUAGGGUUUUAGCCAAAUACGCAGGAGAGAGAGAGAGAGUGUGGCAGGGAUUUGUUAGGUUCUUUUGUUUCUCCUCCGAGCGGGUGAAGAUGGUGGUGGACAAGGGGAAGAAGAUGAAAGUAGCAGAGAAAAGCGAAGACGACAACCACCACUCUGACCAAAUUGAUGGAGACCUCGUCCUCUCGAUUGAAAAGCUCCAGGAGAUCCAAGAUGACCUCGAAAAGAUCAAUGAGGAGGCAAGUGAUAAGGUCUUGGAAGUAGAGCAGAAAUAUAACGAGAUACGUAAGCCAGUUUAUGAUAAGCGGAGUGAGAUCAUCAAAUCUAUUCCUGAUUUCUGGUUAACUGCUUUCUUAAGCCAUCCUGCUCUUGGCGAGCUUCUGACUGAAGAGGAUCAAAAGAUGUUCAAACAUUUGCUUUCCUUGGAAGUGGAGGAUUCUAAAGAUGUGAAGUCAGGCUACUCUAUCGCAUUUAACUUCGAGCCAAAUCCAUAUUUUGAAGACACAAAACUCGUAAAGUCUUUCACUUUCCUUGACGAAGGAACCACAAAAAUUACUGCUACAUCAAUCAAGUGGAAGGAAGGCAUGGGCAUACCUAAUGGAGUUAAUCAUGACAAGAAAGGGAACAAGCGGCCUUUCGCUGAUGAAAGCUUCUUUAGCUGGUUUAGUGAUACUCAACAAAAGGAUGACGUGGAUGAGAUUCAUGAUGAGAUUGCUGAGAUAAUCAAGGAGGAUCUGUGGCCCAAUCCCCUUAAUUAUUUUAAUACUGAGGCUGAUGAAGAGGAUUUUGAUGGUGAGGAGGCUGAUGAAGAGGGAAAGGAUGGUGACGACUCUGAUGAGGACGAGGAUGAUGACGAUGACGAUCUGGACGAAAAAUGACAAGGCAGGCAAAUAAUGCCCCCUCUUCAGUUAGGGAUUUACUUCUGUUAGCCAUGAUUCUUUGGCAUGAAUGAGCUUGUGUAAAUUUGUUUUUAGUGGUUUUAUCUCAACGGAUGGAGGAGAGUAUCCAACCUAGCUCUACUGUUAUGAUAGUUUCUUAUCUCGUGUAGGCGACUAAAUGCUGACAAUUACCAGCUUCCUUUGUUUACUUUUAGUCAAAGGUGAUAUUUAUUUUUGUGUUUUUUUACCUGCUAGGCAGGUCUCUUAGAUUAAAAUGGUAUGUUGUCUUAUUCUUGUUUUUGGUAAAACUUUAUCAUGAGAAAGAAGUAAAAAAAGAGUUAUGUCUUGAACGUAAA